Alligator mississippiensis (American alligator) is the source of this 2585-nucleotide messenger RNA. It is a transcript of the gene PCGF6, whose product is annotated as polycomb group ring finger 6. NCBI's taxonomy places the organism in Eukaryota, Metazoa, Chordata, Crocodylia, Alligatoridae. The coding region runs from base 102 to 1085 and encodes 327 amino acids. The record is from RefSeq and is a predicted model, not a curated record. Gene Ontology annotation, biological process: regulation of transcription by RNA polymerase II. Gene Ontology annotation, cellular component: PRC1 complex. The transcript has 10 exons.
CGCAGGCGCAGUGUUGAGCGCUCGGACUACACUUCCCGCCGUGCCUCGCGCCGCGCCGGGCGACGGGUCCCGCGUGCGGCCUAUCUUCCUCCGCCCCCGCCAUGGAGAUGGAGACGGACGCGGGCUCCGUGGUGUCGGGGCUGUCCGGGGGGGACGGCGGCGCCGCCGCGCCCGGAGACGAGGACGUGGAGGUGGAGGGCGCCCCGGGCUGCUCCGGGGCCCGCGCCCUGCCCUUCGCCUUCGAGCGGAGCCGCUCCGAGUCCAGCGCGGACGGGGACGAGGAGGACGAGGACGAGGAGGAGCUGGAGGACGAGGAGCUGCCGGCCGGGCCCGGCGCCCGCUUCAGGGCCUGCGGCGGCGGCGACGAGCUCGACUCCGACGAGGAGCGCGAGCGUAUGAUAAACCUUUCUGAGUUGAAUCCGUACAUCUUGUGUUCCAUCUGCAAAGGUUACUUUAUAGAUGCUACAACCAUUACAGAGUGCCUUCAUACGUUCUGUAAAAGCUGCAUAGUAAGACAUUUUUACUACAGUAACCGAUGUCCAAAAUGUAACAUUGUUGUCCAUCAGACACAGCCUCUUUAUAAUAUCAGGCUGGACCGACAGUUGCAAGACAUAGUGUAUAAACUUGUUGUCAAUCUGGAGGAAAGAGAGAAAAAGCAAAUGCAUGACUUUUACAAAGAAAGAGGUCUAGAAGUACCUAAACCAGCUAUCCCACAGCCAGUCCCUGUGAGCAGAGGAAGGCCACGAAAAGUCCUGGGAUCAGUUUUCCGAAUCCCACCAGAACUUGAUGUCUCGUUACUUUUAGAGUUCAUCGGAGCUAAUGAAGGCACAGGGAAUUUUAAGCCAUUAGAAAAGAAGUUUGUGCGAGUUUCAGGAGAGGCAACAGUUGGACACGUGGAGAAAUUCCUUCGAAGAAAAAUGGACCUUGACCCUGCUUGUCAGGUAGAUAUAAUAUGUGGUGAUCACUUGCUGGAGCACUAUCAGACACUGAGGGAGAUCCGUCGAGCGAUAGGAGACAGUGCAAUGCAGGAUGGCUUACUUGUGCUGCACUAUGGUCUUGUGGUGUCUCCACAAGCCAUAACGUAAAGCUGGCUAAAACAUCGGAGGAAAGGAUCAAAGGCGUGAAGCUUCCUCAGUGCUCUGUCUCACCAAAGAAGGUCAUCUUGCUUGCUUCCUGUCACAGGAAAUAAAUGAACCACCACUAACUGCUGUACACUUGUAACUUGGUGUUUGACUUUACCACUGUCAAAAUUGCAGCCGCUGUAAGUACAGCUCUAAAUAUUGCAAUGCUCGAUAUUACAUAUAACUGUCUUUAAACUGUAGCCAGCUCAGGGAAUGGAAAACAUUCAGAGUUGCUGAAUUGAUUUGUAAAUGUUAUUUAAACCAACGUGAGCACACAGGGUUAACUUCCUUUCUCUGCUCUGAACUUAAUCUUGGGUAGGUCCAUGGCUAUUUUAUAUCUCCACUGGACCUUGCAUACCUCUGACAUAUAUAUGGCUGGAAUGGUGCUCUCAGGGAUGAUUUUCACUUGACAGUGUCGUUUUUCUCUGGAAUAGAGAGAUUAUUUCUUUAAAUUGAAUGUGCAGGAGCCGUCUUGGUCUAGAAAUAACAGGGGAGAAGAUUUUGUCAAAUGUGUAGAUCAAAAUGGGUAGUUAAACUCCACAGUCUUAAGCAUUGAUUUUUUUUUUCGUAUUUAUUAUAUCAGUAGCAUUAGAACAUAGAGUUUCAUUUUCUGGGCAAGAAAUGUGAUCUGCCCUAGGGCCAGAACUGGUAGUCGGUUGACUCCUAUUAACUACCAUGUAGCCACAUGCUGAAUGGUAGCACUCUUUUUUUGCUUCGAGAAACAUGGGUUGCCAGUAGGUUAUUCUGUGCACAUCAGGGACCAGCUGAGGGCCCUCUUUCCAUCUGCAUGCUCUCUGUAAAACAAUUAGAUGUGCAGCCUGCUUCUACUCGCGUUGAAGUCUAAUAGCGGACUGGACUGGCAGCAGAGCUGGACCUUUCUCCUGAUCGCACCACCUUACACCUGCAGCCAAAAUGACAGCUCUCCCAUCCUCUUCCAAGGGCUGCCUUGUAACAGCUGCUCCUGCAUUAUAACGGAGACUGUUUUGGAAGCUGCUGGGUGCUGUAAUCAACCCCUUUCUCCACUACUUGUAAAGCUGUACAAAGGGUAGUAGGUAGCUUUAAUUUUAAUAGGCUGUAGCUCAUGAUUAUCUAAUAUUUCCAGGUUCUGUUUUUGUCAAAGUCUCUCAUCAUUUCUUCUAUAGGUAUAAAGACCAGAGCUGUGCAUGGGGUGGUUGCACUGCAUGCUAGGCCUGUAAGUCUUUAAGCAAAUGUUUGUUUUGCCUGUGAAAGUAUCCUCUUAAGGAAAGAUCUUGUUUACCUAAAGUCAUAUUUUUUGAUGCUUCUGAAAAUGUAACAAAAAAUAUUUUAUAGCCAAGAUUUCCAGUUUAUUUUCAAGGUUUGUAUAAAAGCAGUGCCGAAAAUGGAGCAGAAAAGGGAUGGUUUUGUAAACAUUUUGUGCAUUGUGUUGAUAAGAGAGUAUAUAUUGUAACAGUUAAAUAAAGUUUUAUUUUGGCCUAUCUGAAA